AAGAGCGAGUAAUAUAUAGCUAGAGAGCCUAGCUUAGAGUAUCUAUCAUUUCAGACUCUAAAUAACCCUCUAAGUCAGCUAAUAGAUAGCUUGGAGCUGAACGCCGCCGGUCAUUAUCUACCACCAUCGAUCGGUCAUUCUUUUAUGGCAGUUUCGCCACCAAAUAUGAGUCAACAAGACGAGAACUACCGCAACAACUACAUCGGAGGCGCUCAUCAUCACCGGCGUGAUGAGGAGGAGGAGGAGGCGGGCGUGGUGGACGACCACGAAAACGACAUGGUCAUGCCCGGCUUCCGCUUCCACCCCACGGAGGAAGAACUCGUCGAGUUUUACCUUCGCCGUAAGGUGGAGGGGAAGCGUUUCAACGUUGACCUCAUCACUUUUCUUGAUCUCUACCGCUUUGACCCUUGGGAACUCCCCGCAUUGGCAGCAAUAGGGGAGAAAGAGUGGUACUUUUAUGUGCCGAGAGAUCGCAAGUACAGAAAUGGAGACCGACCGAACCGGGUGACGACAUCCGGUUACUGGAAGGCCACCGGUGCCGACCGUAUGAUUCGGGGAGAGAACUCUAGGUCAAUCGGACUCAAGAAGACGCUCGUUUUCUACUCCGGCAAGGCUCCCAAAGGCAUCCGUACCAGUUGGAUUAUGAAUGAAUACCGCUUGCCACACCAUGAAACCGAUCGCUUGCAGAAGGGAGAGAUAUCACUUUGUCGGGUCUACAAAAGGGCGGGAGUGGAAGACCACCCAUCGCUGCCGCGCACUUUGCCGACGAGGGCGGCGUCUUCGCGGCCAGGGCCGAGUUCCGUCAAGAAAAUGCAAGAAUCUUUUCCGCCGCCGUACCAAGUAGUGGCCGAGGAAAAGACGAUGAUGGUGAUGAGCGCGGAGACUAGCUCGAGCAGCAGCACCGAAGUUGGCACUUCACUCGCCCUCUCCACCGCCGCCCCACCGCCGCUUCAAUCCAUUUUCUUGCCGACGUCCUCCUCGGCCGCCCUGGCCGAUGAUCUCCACCGCCUAGUCAACUCUCAGCACAUGAUUCCGGUCGUCCAACACCCCCAGCAUUACUACUUUCAAAACCUUUCCUCGCCGCCGAUGUUGCAGCCAUUUCCGCCUCACUCCUUGCCUCUCAACGCCCUCCCGCCGGGGACUCUCCACCACGCCGCCGCCGCGUUCACCGACAGACUGUGGGAUUGGAGCUCAAUGGCGGAUGCAAGUAGAGACUUUGGCAUGUAGCUACCUAGCUGCGCCCAUGCACCAACCCUAAUUUCGAUCUUUUCAUGUCACAUAUAAUCCCAAAUUCUAUGUACUGCUAUUUUAUCCCAUAAUCAAUAAAAAUAUAAAGAAGAUUGUAAUUGAAUAAUUUAAAUAUAAAUAAAUGAUGAAAUGAUA
Molecule: messenger RNA, 1383 nt
Organism: Cuscuta epithymum
Lineage: Eukaryota; Viridiplantae; Streptophyta; Magnoliopsida; Solanales; Convolvulaceae
Source: the annotation of a GenBank genome assembly